This is a messenger RNA of Sitophilus oryzae (rice weevil), 446 nucleotides long. RefSeq names its product YTH domain-containing protein 1-like. The transcript has 3 exons. Gene Ontology annotation, molecular function: RNA binding. The record is from RefSeq and is a predicted model, not a curated record. The coding region runs from base 155 to 391 and encodes 78 amino acids. NCBI's taxonomy places the organism in Eukaryota, Metazoa, Arthropoda, Insecta, Coleoptera, Curculionidae.
UUUCAUUUUUAUCAGAGCCAACGAGAAGAGAAACAUAGAUAUUGCUCAGAGUUGCAACAAGUGGGUGUUUUCGCCACAGACUGAGAAAAAAGUGUUGUAUCUUGCCGGGAAAGGAAAGUUGGUUUAUCUGGUUUUCUACGUCAGAGAAUUGAACAUGUUCAUGGGUAUCGCGCAGUAUAAAAACUUGAAUAUAGGAAAAAAUUUUAGCAAACCGACAGCAAGCAUCGCGUGGACUUUUACCAGUCCAGUUCAUCGCAAUAAAACAAAGCAUUUACACAACCCGUACAAUUUUGGAAAACCGAUCUUCGACGCCCAAGAUGGCAUGGUGAUACGCCAAGAUAUAGGAGAAGAGUUAAUAAGAAUUUACAGCGAAACGGAGAGACAUAAUUAAUUUUUUGUUCUAAAUCACUCUUCACCUUAUUUUACAUUUAUUUUUUAUCGAUUUA